Molecule: messenger RNA, 210 nt
Organism: Protopolystoma xenopodis
Lineage: Eukaryota; Metazoa; Platyhelminthes; Monogenea; Polystomatidea; Polystomatidae
Source: the annotation of a GenBank genome assembly
AUGGUUAAAGGUGCUGCCUUCGGUCCUCUUCUGGCAGGUAUGCUCGUACCAUAUGGCUGGCGGGCAGUAUUCGCGAUGCUCAUAUUAUCUGAUAUCUGUGCCUUUCUCAUCUGUCUUCGCAUUCUGCUUACUCUAGGUCGCUCCAGCCAUGAAUUGCCUUUAAACAGCUUCGGGACAACAAUGCAAGAGGAACAUAUCUUUCACUCUUAA